CCUCCCUCCUUUCAUUCCGACCAAGCUGACGGACUGGAUAGCCGGCGUCGAACCGACAUUCCUCUCAUCCCUCAUAACUCGCUCCGAGCAACCGAUUGGAGUUCGUCGUUAUUACUGAGAAGUAGCCGCAGGUAGCUGUUCGUUCCUGAAUCCUCAAUCAUGGCGGACAAGAAGAGGAAGAGUCGAGAUUCGCAGAAACCCUAUAAAAAGCAGAGCUUCAACUUCAAGGCCUCUGGGAAGGAGGGCAGGAAGAAGCGGACCGGCCCUCGGUUGCCCAACUCGAUGAAGAAGGUGCUGGAGAGGCUGAAUCCGGUGGACAGUGAAGGAGAAGAACACGAUGGGAGGAUUGAUUCCAAUGAGAACGACAAGCCCUUCGGAAACGAUAUUUACGAGUACGAAGGGGAGGUGGCACCGGAGGAUUCGCGCAAGAAUCGUAGGUUCGACCCCGUGGAGAAGCUCGAGUACGAGCUUCCUGAGGAUUUCCAGGAUGAGGAGAUUCUGUCAGAUUACGCGGACGGUGACGAUGAUGACGGGAUUGGCCUCACUUCACAUGAAGGCGAAGUAGAUAGUGAGGAGGAAGAUGAUGGAAGGCAUACCCGGAUGCUGCAAGGGAUCACUGGAAUGCCAAGUGAAGCAUUUGAGGGCAAGAAGAAAAGAAGUAGUGCUGUGGUAUCAGAGGCGUAUCCAGAGUCAGAAUAUAAUCCAAGUCAUGAUAUUUUGGAAGGGGAUGGCAAAAUUAACAUUCAAGAUCUUCUGGAUCCUCUUCAAGAUAAAGCUGGUUACAGCGAGCUUAGAAAGAGGAUGCAACAACUGGAGAAUAAAUCUGCGCCAAUUCAAGCUCCACUCCCUAAACCAGAUAGAGAGAAGGUGGAGAGGAAAGUAGCCUAUGAACAAUCUAAGAAAGAGAUACUAAAGUGGGAACCUUUAGUCAAAAGGAAUAGGGAAGCACCGGCCUUGUUUUUCGAUGAAGACAUAGACCUGAAAUAUUCGACUGUUGGGGCAAUAGCUUCUGAGUUUGAACCGAGAACUGAGUUUGAGAAGAAAAUUGCUUCUUUAGUCUAUGAUGAAAAGGUUAUGGAGGCCCACAAGAAGGAUGGAGCCAGGCUUCUAGAGUUAAACAAGGUAUCUGUUGAAGAGGAAAAGGAACGCAGGGAUCGCAUCGCUAAGAUGCGG
Punica granatum (pomegranate) is the source of this 1173-nucleotide messenger RNA. NCBI's taxonomy places the organism in Eukaryota, Viridiplantae, Streptophyta, Magnoliopsida, Myrtales, Lythraceae. The record is from RefSeq and is a predicted model, not a curated record.